This is a messenger RNA of Macrobrachium nipponense, 4932 nucleotides long. RefSeq lists its product as uncharacterized. The record is from RefSeq and is a predicted model, not a curated record. Bases 326 to 1501 code for a protein of 391 amino acids. Gene Ontology annotation, molecular function: oxidoreductase activity. The transcript has 9 exons. Lineage: Eukaryota; Metazoa; Arthropoda; Malacostraca; Decapoda; Palaemonidae.
CAUACAGACCACUCUGUAAGAGAGGGCGAUCCUAGGCGGUUGUCAUUCCGUAAGCAAGUUACACGAUCUCGCGACUGCAUUCCCACAGAGAUCUUGCAACGUUAUUCCAGACUGGAACCAGCUGUGAGCUCACGUUUAUGACGAAAGGUAAUGACAGUGCAUGACAGGACUCCGCAUUGAAACGUAAUACUUCCUCGCCUGACACUUCUGCCUUUAGCCACACCUAAAUCCGACGGUGUUCGGUUACGUAUUGUUUUGUGCCUAAACUCUCCAUUAACAACUAGAAAAAGUGUUUCGAAACAAGAGGAAAUCGGCAGACCUCGAAAUGCCUGUGGUGUUCAAGCUCGAUGAGGCAGCGCAGGCAGAAGCCUGUGGCAGCAGCGAAGACGACAUGGCGAGACUGGUGAAACAAGUGAGCAUUGAGAGCCCUACGCAUAAACUCAAGGAAUGCAUAUUCAACUUCGAAACGCCCAUGCCAGAUGUACCACCGAUGGGCGCCCGAGUUAAGGUGCGUAAUGCAGGGGUUUGCUAUAGGUUACGUUCAGCAUCAUCAUCAUCAAGCAUCAAAUCUGUUGAAGCCUUGCAUUGUGGUUCACCUCUUCAUCAUUCUGUCAGGGACACAGCCCUUUUUCCAGGUUAUGAGGUUGCAGGCACAGUAGAUGCUCUUGGCGAAGAGGUAGGAGAGACAGAUCUGCAAGUUGGGGACAGAGUCAUUGUAUACCCAUAUGAAGGCCAUCCUCCUGGGUAUGCAGAAUAUGUGGCAGUCCCAGAGACACAAUAUUUAAUUAAAGUGCCUGAAAAUAUCAACCUCAGUACAGCAGCCAUGUUACCCUCUGGAGCACUCUGGGCCAUGAAUACUGUGUUCAGUGCUCAUCAGCAUGUUGAGAAGGUCUUAGCAGAGAAAGGUGAAACAGGUAAAUGCAAGAUACUUGUUGUUGGUACUGGUGGUCUUGCAUUAUGGGCUCUCAGAAUUGCUCGGUUCUACUGGCCUGAUAAGAGGGACAAAAUCACCAUUGCAGUUGCAUGCCUCAGGGAUGAAGGCAUAUCCAUUGCAAAUGAAUAUUUGAGGGUAAAUGUAGUUCAGUGGAAUGAAGAUCUGUAUGAGGAACAGCUGGUUGAACGAACAAAAGACGCAUGUGGUGGACCAGUUGAUAUUGUCAUUGAUUUCAGUGCAACUUCACGUUCCCUACGUAGAGCUUUGAAGUGCUUGGCUGAGGGUGGUGUGGUGUUAAUGAGUUCAGAACAUGCAGAAGGACUCAUAUCUCGGUUUAGUGAUGAGGCUGAGAAGGAGAAUCACCACCUUAUUCCAAUUGAGUUUGGGACACUCAAUCAGCUGAAGAACCUUGUGCAUCUGGUGGCAAAUGGCGAGAUUGAACCACCACCUCACACAGUUUUCUCAGCAGAUCGGGCCAAUGAAGCAUUAGCCAAAAUUGGCCGAGGAUUGAUAUCUGGCAGGGCUAUUCUUGAAUUCCCAGAAGAAGAUGAAGAAACAGAAGAGUAGAAGAAGAUGUGAAAGUAUUUCAGUGUGCAAAAAACCAUUUGACAAUUUUUCUGGGCAUUUUCCUAAUUUUGCAUAAAAGCUUGGGGUGCCUGUUAUGUCUAUACAUCUCUGAAUAUAAAUACUGUUUGUGUAUAUGUGCAUUUAAACACUUCCAUAAUCAUACUCAGCUGGGACUGAAGAGAGAAGUGCUUUUCUUGGUUACAACAUAAACCAAGAUUUAAUCCAGAGAAAAGCUACAAUCAGUUUAUAUAAUAUCGUUGGCCCUGUUAUCUUGUGUCUGUGAAGUACUUAAUUAUAGAAUUUGCAAUUAUGCAUUGCUCUAAAAUGUGAUUGUGGGCAACAGUAUUCAUUUGCACAUGUGUGCCAUGGCAACAUUGCAGAAUGUUGUAAGGGGCUGUAGGAAUUGCACUGUGAGCAGAUGUCAGUAAUAUUCAUACAAUUUUCUUUAUCAUUAUUAACAUCAGGUGUGAUGCAAUUUUUUUCAAUAAGGUUAUUUCAGUGCUUUAGGUCAUGUGCAGUCAGACAUCAUAAUUGUACAUUUCAGCACAAUUCUACAAUACUGUAAGGGUAAAGCAACCACAAAUUUUUGGAUUUUGAUAUAACCACAUCAAGUACAUAUUUUGCAAGUUCCACAUUUGUAUUAUUUAUUUCAAAGGCUGUGAUAUUUAGGCAUUAUAAAUAUGAUCAGAGUACCAAACAUAGUGCUGUUCAUUAUUUCCUACCAUCUUUAUCAUAAGAAAUAAUGUACCAUCAGAACCAUGUAAUCAUAUUGUACAAAUAACCCAUCUACUAAAAACAUCUUACCAAGCUCAGUAGAAGUGUACACCAGAUUCUUGACAUGAAGUCAGAUCUCAUAUUAAUGGCCUCAAUAUCUGUUGCAUGGAUUAUGGUAAUGAGAAAUUAAAUCCCAAAAUGCAUUUUAAACCCUUUCAAUGUAUAUUGUACCUGUAUGUAUUUCUACUGAUAUCUUCUUCAUUGUGUUCAGACAACAGCCAUCAUAAUUCAGUUUCCAUCAUGCUUCCCAAAAGAUGCAUUUUAUAAAUGUACUGUUGUAAUUGACUGUUGUGAAAUGGAGUAUGUGUGAUGUUAAAGACACUCAUUAUAAUGUAGAGUUGCUUAAGUCACUGCUGCCUUAAAAUAAUAAAAAUGCAGUGUUAGUUUGACUUGCUUACCUCAUGCAUCCCAGGAGCCAAUUUUUAUACCACAAAAUGGUGAAAGGUAUUUAACAAAGUCGCUUAUGAACUUCGUGGAAUUAUGAGGACUAUCACUUUCAGAUGUGUGCACAGUCUACACAACAUUAUAAACACCAUAUACACACACACAUAUACACCUCAUUCAUAAGUGAAAAUAUAUUAUAUAUAAAUUAUUUAUGAAGUCACCUGAUGCUGGAUAAAGUUUCAAGUGUUUUCCUAGGAACAAUUUUGCCAUUUCUUAUUCAUGUUCAGGAACACUGCAAGACAGCGUAAAGUGAAAAUGUGUAUGUGAAUAUCAACAACAAACUUCCAAUUCAUAGAAACCCAAGAAUAUUUGGUGAUAUGCCACAUAUAUUCUUCCACAAAAUUGACAAUGUAAGUGGAUAAGAUUUCUAGUGAAUUUAUAGACCAUAGGCAGAUCCACACAUGGUAAUGCUCUCUAAUUACAAAGAACCCUUUACUUUCAAUAACAGAACUCUGCAGUUAUCCUGAACUGGCAGUUUUUGUUUGAUAAAAAUAUUUACAUUAUCAAGUAUAACUAAAUGUGUGGUACAUAUAUUUUAUCUAAUAAACCAAUACCUUAUGGUGUACUGUACUUUCAGAUCACUAAUGAUAUAAUCAGGACAUAAUUAUCAGUUUUUCAUAAAACAUUUGUGAAAAAGUAAUUUUCAGAUACAGCUGGGCUAAGAGAUAGCAAUCAAGCCAAACAUUUUUUCCUUAGAGUUACAAUCUGUGUUGCCGUUUUGAGGAAUUUUGUCUACUAGUGUGGCUUUCUAGUGAUAUCUGGCAACCCUCUGUGGAUAUUCUGACCACAGCCAUGGCGCUGAGGAAUAAAAUUCUUCACUUUGCCUUUUAAAUAUAUUGUGAAAGUAUGUAAUCCAUUUUGGGGUUUUAAUUUAAAAAGAAAUAGAAUUGUAGGAUCUCAUUUGAAAUAGCAAAUUAGUUUACCAUAAACAUUUUCUUUGAAAAGACAAUGUCAAAAUGAAAACAAUUUAAAGUAAACUAGUCUACCAUAAACUAAGAUUUCUUUGAAAAUCGGAAGAACUGCUUAUGGUAACACUGCUAAAAGCCCAAGUUGUGAAGAAAAAUGGCAACGCUGGUUAAAAUAUAAUUUGAGCUAUCUAAGUAACACUUCAUGACUGGGAAUUACAUUUUACGAAAAAGGUGACAUUAAAUGAAGCAUUAUUAGUUUAUAUUUUUUUCCAGGAAUCAUAAAAUACUCGUAAGUACGAAACUUGAAUAUUAGUUACUUUUAAGUACUAUGUGUAAAAAAAGUUUUUUCCCAAGUAAUGUGUACAGUACUUGUAAUUUUGUUUUAACUGUGUGAUCUGUACUGGUAUCCUUACGAUUGGUCAGUCUUCAAGCUUAAGGUACGAAUUAGCAAAUACAAUGUGAUUUCAUUUGUUUCAAUCAUUCCUGUUACUGAAGCUUUAUUUGUGAAAGCAAAAAUAGAGGAGUAAAUAUGUCUAGUUUUUUAGGUGUCAACAGGUUCGCAAGAACAGUGUCAGUGCGAAUGUAUUGAUGGCUACUUUAUUUAAAAAAUUUUCACACUGCAUUGGUUACAGCAAUGAGGCAAACAAAAUUUGUUUGCAGGCAAGAAAGCUCUUAAACAAUGAUUCUUAAUUUCAGGUUCAUGUUGUGGAUAGCAAGCUAUCAAAUAAAUUUGUAUUCAUUGUUAUCAUAGUGAAGCUGGCUAUCACAGAUGAUUGUGAAUAUUUUUUAUUUUAAGGGAUGGUUUUAUCAUAAUUUUGUGGGUGUAGAUACAAUACAGAUGAAAAUGUAAGCUAUGUAUAGUUAUACCUUAUACACCCCACAUAGAACUUAUUUUUUUACAUAAUUUUCUUGUAUAUAUACCAAUCACUUGCCUAGGUCUAUGUAAAAUUAUAUCCAGUACAUAUAUAUACCAAUCACUUGCCUAGGUCUGUAUGUAAAAUUAUAUCCAGUGAAAUUAACUGAAUAUGAAAUGUAUCAAAUCUGUAUAAAAGCAUAAAUUAUAUUAUCAAACAACACUUAUUUCAUGGCAAACUUAUCCAAGGAAAUUUGUAUUUUGCUGAUUUGUUAGAAAUUUUUAUUUGCCUUAGGAUAAGAUCUGUAUAUAGCUAUCUUUCUUGUAUGGCUGCUGAUGUAAACACUGUUGAAUUGUAUAGCUGCUAUAUGUGAGUAUAUUUAAAACUAGAAUAGUAUUAUGUACUGUAUUAUGACUACUGUAAGCAGUCAAUUAAUAAAAUUCAAAAUUAA